ACUUCACUUCCGAUGUUCGCGGGAAAGAAAAGCAAGGCAAAGCCAUUUGUAUGGUUCGUUCAACGUUAGAGCAGAAAUAACGAUCCUACUAGAAAUGUCAACGAGUGACGGAUAUGCAUAUUUCCGAAGAUCAAGUGUCUCCUGGAUAAUGGUUGUAAUGCUGUCGAUGGGUUUUUAUACAUGGGUCGUGUUUUGGCCAGAUCAGGUCCCGUAUGCCAGUUUGGGUCCACUAGGUGCUAUCUCAAAACAUCUGGUGAAUGAAUAUUAUGGAGUCUUGUAUAAGGGAUGGUGGCUUGCUUGGGUUGUCCAUGUCUUCGAGUCCCUGGUGGCACUGAAAUUAUGCAGUGAUAAAGGCAUCAACAGCCCAUCGACUCGUCUCUUGUGGUUCAUUCAGACGAUAUUGUUCGGUUUUGCAUCCCUGGGUUUGCUCCUCAAAUACAAGCCUGAUGGCCGCAGCAAACGACGGUGAGCAGGCCGGAGCUCCUCUGAAGCAGAACCUCGCUGGAACACGACUAGGUACACAGACAGACCUCCCUAAUGAAACAGGACUCCGUUUCCCUGCAGACUAGCUGUGAACAAGACUGCAUUCCACAAUGGAUCGUACUGAUGUAGAACUACAUAUCCCACGAGAUACCGCGAUGUCAGACAAUAGCACUGCCUCUCAGAGGGCUUUAACAAGAACAAAGCGACACCAUCCUUACGAUAAAUUUCCCAGAGGUUUCAACAGCUAAUUAAUUUGAAUUUAAAUUGUGUCUUGAAGAGAAAUUGCUGUAGGAUAAAGGCAAGUUUUUAGGACUCCAUUAACAAGGGCAUUUGGAUAAGGAUACACUCCUGCUAAGGAGUGUUUAUUACCAUGUUGUAUGUCAGAGGAAUCAAUGGUACCCCUGCAAUAGCAGUGCUGCUGUGUGGCUCUUGCUGUUUGGGGCUUAAAUGCUGCUAAGAUAUGUUAAGUUGGGCCACUCGAGUUGGGCUCAUGCUCCUCUGAAGCAGGAGUGUGAGACUCGCUUUCAUACCAUGCGUUUGGAGGCAGUGCCUGGCGCAGUGAUUUGUGCCUGCCAGUCCAGUCGUGGGACUCCUUUUAGCUUAAUAAGGUUUUUCCUUUAAUAGACAGCACCAUUAGCAAUAGCUGCAUCCAGCACUGAUCAACUCCUCAUGCAUAGCUUUUACAGGUCGUUCAAGGCCCAGUCGCUGCCUCGUCGAGCUGUGGGGGAUGGUCCGUAAAACUCAAGAUUAGCCAUGUUUUCCUUGGAUGGAAAGAACUGGCAGACCUUCUGUAAUUUAAAUAAUUGAAGGUGACCGUUCCUCAUGCAUUGGGCAUUUAGCAAUAUACUCUAAUAUACAAUAUACAAAGUGUCUUUGGUACAAGAGUGGUGAUUUGCAAAAAGGAACGUGGCAAGACUCAUAGUCAACAAAGCAUGAGUGAGACAAGCUGUGUAAAAUUUCCCUCUGACAUUAUUAGUGCGGCAGCAGCACUGGGAACACUGGGAAUGUCGUAAAAGGAUGAAGGGGAAUGGCUUUCAUCACUAAGUAUGAACAAGACUAAUCAACUGUUAGAUGUUAGAUACGUGGGAAACGGAGACUAAAUAAAAGAGUUUUAACACAAAAACAGCCAGUUCACGCCUAUAAAGAAGCAAUUGUUCAGUUGGAUCUGGUUGUUCUAUCUGCGCUACAAAAAGGUGUGUGUGUGUGCUAUGUGCUGUGUGUGUGUGUUGUGUAUCUGUAAUCAGAGAAAACGAGUAUGUCACAUUUACUCCUGUUCUUAUGCCUCUACUUUGGUCCAAAUCAGAUUAAUUUGCAUAUUAUAUUAUUUCAACAGUACUCCAAUUACUCCUAGAUGACUGAUUUACAUUACAGCCUCUUACGUUUAAUAAAUUAACUAUUAACUAUAGUUUUAUCAUAUGGCUCUUUGAUGACUAAAAAUGUAUAGUUUGCAUUAAUUUUUUCAGUUAUUACAAUUUUGAUGUCAUAUGAUCAUGCUUUUAAAAAUUCCUUUUUGAAAAAUAAAGCAGUAAUUUGA
Electrophorus electricus (electric eel) is the source of this 2017-nucleotide messenger RNA. It is a transcript of the gene tmem254, whose product is annotated as transmembrane protein 254. NCBI's taxonomy places the organism in Eukaryota, Metazoa, Chordata, Actinopteri, Gymnotiformes, Gymnotidae. The record is from RefSeq and is a predicted model, not a curated record.